This is a messenger RNA of Rhododendron vialii, 1037 nucleotides long. RefSeq lists its product as uncharacterized. The transcript has a single exon. Lineage: Eukaryota; Viridiplantae; Streptophyta; Magnoliopsida; Ericales; Ericaceae. The record is from RefSeq and is a predicted model, not a curated record. Bases 49 to 651 code for a protein of 200 amino acids.
UACCUCUCUAUCACAAAACAAUACUAAUCGCUCCCUCUCUCCAAAAAAAUGGGUGUUUCUCAACAUCUCACCUCUUUUAGCUGUGAGCUAAGAAUCACAAGAGUGAAAAACAUUGACUACUUGAUCAAGUCCAGUGGACAAGUGUUUGUUAGAUGCUAUCUCUCUGCAGGAAACAACACUAGAGUUCGACUAGAAACACUGGAAAUCUCGUCCAAAUCCAACUUGUUCUUCAACUACUCCCUUUCACUAAACUGUUUUGGUCCCCAAGACUCCAUGGCCAAGCUCAUGGAAUCAGGAACCGCCGUCUUCGAACUCCGGCAGAGAAAGAUGACUCGACCCUUUCUUGGGAAGGUCGGAUCAAAUCUCUUGGCCAAGGCCGAGGUUCCAUGGAAAUCCGUUUUCGAAUCCCCGGAAAUGGAAAUUGAGAGAUGGGUUUUCAUGGUUCCGAAAAGUAGACGUGGUAAUGAAGAUGAAAAGCCGCCGGCGGUGGAAGUAGCCAUGAAUAUUCGAGUUCCGGCAGUGGCGGAAACGGUGGCGACGAGGCGGAGACAGUACCGUAGAGAGAGGAAGUGGGAUGAGUGUGGGUGUGCGCAUGGUGGAGGGUGCAGUUGUGGGGAUAACGAAAUAUUUGCACUUGCUGCAGCUUUGUAAGGCUUUUAACAAUUAGGAAAUACCUUAGAUGUGAGCCCGGUCCAUCAAGCUUGAGAUUUAAGGAAUUGCUCCACUGUAAUAUCUCAAGUUUGAAACUUCUUAGAUAUUAUUUUUGGCUAUAUUUUAAAAAUUAACCUAGUUACGUGUAAGUUGAUCUAAAUAGCUUGAAUUAUGUAAAAAGUAAGAUAAGCACUUAGAAGUAUCAGAGUAAUUUGGUGUAAUAUUUUUGAGCUUCAAAAUUUGAUGGUAUUAGUGAAGUUUUGAGCGUUGUUGAAUUGUAAAUGUUGUGAGAAACUCGUAGUAGGACCCCUCCAGGAAUGUUCUCAUCUCAAGAAUAUAUAGUACUUGAAUGAAUUUCAGACUUUUAUGCUUGAUUUGAGUUUUAA